CACCACGGAGACCAAUGUAGCUACAACGUAUGCAAUGCCGGAGACAACUCCAUACGACCCUUGUUCCCAAAACCCCUGCCAGUAUGGCGGUACAUGUAUACGUACCAAUAGUUACUAUUGGCCAUACACUGGCUACAGAUGUAACUGUCCUUACUACCGUACUGGGCAAAAGUGCGAGUUCGGCGCUUACGGAUAUCAAACCACGUCGGAAAAGGAAAUCACAACUGCAACAGCGGAGGCAACUACAUACGACCCUUGUUCCCAAAACCCCUGCCAGUAUGGUGGUACAUGUAUACGUACCAGCCAUUACUACUGGCCAUACACUGGCUACAGAUGUAACUGUCCUUACUACCGCACUGGGCAAAAGUGCGAGUACGGCGCCUACGGAUACCGAGAAACCACGGCGGCAAACGGAAUCACAACUGAAAUGCCGGAAGGAACUACAUACGACCCCUGUUCCCAAAACCCCUGCCAAUAUGGCGGUACAUGUAUACGAACCAACAGUUACUAUUGGCCGUACACUGGCUACAGAUGUAACUGUCCUUACUACCGCACUGGGCAGAAGUGCGAGUACAGCGCUUACGGGGAAACCACUGCGGCAGACGCAAUCCCAACAACAGUGGCGCCGGAAGCAACUACAUACGAUCCCUGCUAUAACAAUCCGUGUCAGAAUGGUGGAACGUGUCACCCGAAGACAAUCCCUUACUGGCCGUACCAAUUCAAAAAAUACAUCUGCCAGUGCGACUCUAACCACUAUGGACAAGAAUGCCAGCACAAUGCACGUUGUCAAAAUGGAGGAUAUAUUGAUGAGACUUACUAUAACGGUAGAUGUAGCUGUCCAGUCGGCACAUGGGGCUAUCUUUGCCAAUAUGAAAGCGAUCAGUUUACAGGGAAAAAGAUCCGUUUAGUAGGUUUGAUGAUUAGAAACAUAGGCCGAGUGGAGGUUUAUCAUGAUGGCCAGUGGGGGACAGUUUGUGGCGAUGGCUUUGGCAACACUGAAGCAGAGGUUGUAUGCCGUUUGCUGGGAUACAGCCCGUACAAUGCCAGAGUAUUCAAAUCUGAUUGGUCUGACCAUCAUACUUAUGGCCGAAUAUGGCUGGAUGAUUUGCGCUGUAGAGGCAAGGAGUCCAGUAUAUUCGACUGCUCUCACAGAGGUCUGGGUGUACACGACUGUUACCACCGUCAAGAUGCCGGGGUGGCAUGUCACAAUGACACAGGGCUCUCGGCCACCGCCAUUCCUGACCCCUGUUCCCCAAGCCCCUGCCAAAAUGGUGGCACCUGUGUACGUGCCAGCAUUUUACUUUCUUCGUACUCUGAAUACAAAUGUGUAUGUCCUCUCCAACGAUUUGGGGAAAACUGCGAGCAGAGAUAUAUUCCCGAGCCAUGUGACUCAAAUCCUUGCCAAUAUGGUUCAUGUGUGAGUACCAGCAGUACUGGCUACAGAUGUGACUGUCCUUUCGACCGCACAGGGGAGAAGUGCGAGAACAGAAUUUUGGGAAACAACUCUUGCUCUUCGAACCCAUGUUAUAAUGGAGGCAAGUGUUAUGUAUACGAAAACGACUACUUCUGCAAAUGUCCUUUGGGUAGAUAUGGGAAGAGGUGCAAAUCUAAUGAAUUCCCAGUUCGUUUAGUUGGAGGCCGCAGCAACAGAGAAGGGCGCGUGGAAAUUGAACUUAAUGGCCGCUGGGGGACUGUGUGUGACGACGGAUUUGACGAUAAUGCCGCUAGGGUCAUAUGUAGAUCACUUGGAUUUGGUGACCGUUAUGCAAAAGCGCACCAGUCUGCCUGCUAUGGGCAGGGCAUAGGGUGGAUUUUUCUAGAUGAUGUCAAAUGCACUGGAGAUGAAAAUUCAUUAUCAGCAUGUAGCCACAGAAUUCAUGGUUCCCACGACUGUGGACACUCUGAAGAUGCCGGGGUGUCUUGUGGGUACUCCUAUACUCGAAGAUGCCCAGGGGAUUCUCAAAACGCCACGAUCGAAGUACCCGGUAAUACCUCCUCAAGCUAUGAUCCUUGCUUUUCCUACCCAUGUCUCAAUGGAGGUAAAUGUGUCACACACAGAUCUUAUGACUGGCCCUAUGUGGACUACAACUGCAAAUGUCCCGAGCCUAGAUAUGAAGGGAAGAGAUGUGAAUAUAAAAACCCGCCAGAUCCUUGCACUUCAAACCCAUGUUAUUAUGGCAGCACAUGUGUCCCACAAAGAGCUUCUUACAGGCCUUAUGACUAUGUGGACUACAACUGUACCUGUCCCUGGGAUAGAUACGGGAAGAGAUGUGAAUAUUAUGGUCGGCAAGCUACUGAAAAUCCUCCCAAUGAGAUGACUACUUCAUACGACCCCUGUUCCCGUAACCCCUGCCAGUAUGGCGGUACAUGUAUACGUACCAAUAGUUACUAUUGGCCAUACACUGGCUACAGAUGUAACUGUCCUUACUACCGUACUGGGCAAAAGUGCGAGUACGGCGCCUACGGAUACCAAGAAACUACAGCCACAGAAGGAAUUACAACAACAGCGCCUGAAUCUACUACAUACGAACCCUGUUCCCGUAACCCCUGCCAGUAUGGUGGUACAUGUAUACGUACCAACAGUUACUAUUGGCCGUACACUGGCUACAGAUGUAACUGUCCUUACUACCGUACUGGGCAAAAGUGCGAGUACAGCGCUAAUGGACACCAAACAACAGAAAUCCCCAGUGUGACGACAGAAGAAAAUGUCACUUUCCCAGUUCGUUUAGUUGGAGGCAACAGCAACAGAGAAGGACGUGUGGAGGUGUACCACAAUGGCCGCUGGGGCACUGUGUGUGACGACCACUUUGACGAUAGGGAUGCUACAGUUAUAUGCCGCAUGUUGGGAUUUGGUGACCAGAAUGUAGAAGGAUUCGAAGGCGCGUGCUUUGGUGCUGGCAGCGGACAGAUAUGGUUGGAUGACCUAGAUUGUAGAGGAACAGAAACAUAUAUUUCCCAGUGUUACCAUUUAGGCUGGGGACAACACAACUGUGGACAUGGAGAAGACGUCAGUGUAUCAUGUGGAUCUCCAUAUCAGAGGAGUUGUGGUAAAGUCCCACACUAUCUAAAUACAACAUCCGAACCACCGAUGACUACCACAAGCUAUGACCCUUGCUCUUCCUACCCUUGUUAUUAUGGAGGCACGUGUGUCCCUCAAAGAUCUUAUUACUGGCCUUAUAACUAUGUAGACUACAACUGUACGUGUCCCUGGGCUAGAUACGGGAAGAGAUGUGAAUAUUAUGGGUGGCCAACUACCGAAAGCCCCACAAAUGAAUCGGUAAAACCAAUUUGCAAGGCCCAGGCAGACAUAAUUUUUAUCUUGGACGGAUCUGGUAGCGUCAACGCACCCGACUUUGCCAAACAACUACAAUUCAUCAAGUCUUUGGUGAGGAAAUUCGACGUUGGACCAAACGCGGUACAGGUCGGCGUUAUGCAGUACUCAGACUACGCGGUGCAAGAGCUCAACCUUAACACUCACAGCACCGAGGCCGCCAUCCUAGCCGCCGUGGACAGGAUCAGGCAGAUGGGAGACGGUACUAACACAGCCCUAGCUCUCUCCACCGCCCGCACCAGCAGUUUCACGGCUGCCAGAGGCGAUCGGCCAAACGUACCGAACCUCGUUAUCAUCAUGACCGACGGUAGGUCUAAUGACAUGGCGGCGACCGCCAGAGAAGCAAACAAGCUGCGUUAUAUUGCGUCUGUGUUCGCAAUUGGUGUUGGGAGUAAUGUUAAUACUGCCGAGCUGAAGGCCAUGGCUACCGACCCGGAUAGCAAAUUCGUGUUUACUGUAACAGACUUCAGUGCCCUGUCAAAUAUAGAGACACAGUUAGCCACGGAUGCUUGUGCACAGGCUACUGCUGCACCACCAGUGAACCCCAACGUUUCCGUGAAUUGUGACUCGACAAAGGGUAUGACUGUGACGGUGGACGUAAAUGACAUCCAAUCUCGUCUUGGUCCAAUGACCUUAACCUUGGAUGACAUCAAGUGUGUUCCUGACCAAUACCUUGGCGGCAACGCAAUAUUCCAUGUGCCCCUUGCCACUCAAAUGUGUGGAACCCGCCGACUGGAAACCAAAGAUACAUUCAUCUACAGAAACGCCCUCGUCCUCCGGCCGUACAGUAACUCCCUCAUCAACCGCCAGCUGCACUACAGGUACACAUUGGAGUGUGUACUGUCGAGAUACGGUGACGUAGGAGAGGAAUUCGUCGCUAAAGGCACAGUGUACGGCAACCGAGCGUAUGUUGCUAACGGUAACUUCACCCUGAGGAUGGACCUGUAUCAUUCCGAUUACUUCACCUCCCCCGUGACCAGCUAUCCCCACGUGCUCAGACUUAACCAGGACAUGUAUGUGGACGUGGCUUUACUAACGCCGGACAUUAACCUUAAGGUGAUCCUGCAGAACUGUGUGGCGACGCCGAAGGCUACGAAGGGCUAUCCGCAAUAUCCCCUCAUAAGCAACAAAUGCCCAGACGACCCUACGGUACGCUUCUAUCCAUCUAACGACACGCAUGCGCAGUUCACCGUCAAGGCCUUCGAGUUCUUCAACGAUCCAGAGGUGUACAUCCACUGUGACGUUAUCGUGUGUAACGCCACUGACCGGGACAGUAGGUGUCUGCGGCCCAGUGAAGGGUAUGUUUGUCCACAAAAUGGCGGCAGGGGGAAGAGAGCGGUACCUGGUGACGUAGAGGUGUACAGCCUGGUGCAGGGACCCGUGUUCGUCCAAAAAGAGAACCCCGUAGCAGAGUUUGCCGUAAAAGACGAGAGGAAGAAUAAGGAAGACGGCGAGGAAGGUGCCCAGGCACCGGCUGCCACUACACUUGGAGCUGGUGUCAUGGCUGUAAGCGCAUGCGUUGUUGUCAUAGCAGCAGUGAUCGUAACGCGCAAGCGCAGAUCAUCCAAUACUGAAUACAUUCCAGUCAGAACCGAUGAAAUUUGA
Lingula anatina is the source of this 4936-nucleotide messenger RNA. RefSeq names its product scavenger receptor cysteine-rich type 1 protein M130. Gene Ontology annotation, cellular component: membrane. Gene Ontology annotation, molecular function: protein-lysine 6-oxidase activity; protein binding. Lineage: Eukaryota; Metazoa; Brachiopoda; Lingulata; Lingulida; Lingulidae. The record is from RefSeq and is a predicted model, not a curated record. Gene Ontology annotation, biological process: cell-cell junction maintenance; peptidyl-lysine oxidation.